Messenger RNA from Penicillium cinerascens, 1656 nucleotides. Its product is annotated as putative nucleolin protein Nsr1. The coding region runs from base 1 to 1524 and encodes 507 amino acids. Gene Ontology annotation, molecular function: RNA binding. The transcript is spliced from 2 exons. Lineage: Eukaryota; Fungi; Ascomycota; Eurotiomycetes; Eurotiales; Aspergillaceae. The record is from RefSeq and is a predicted model, not a curated record.
AUGUCGAAGACCAAGGUUAGCACCAAGAGUGCCGACAAGAAGGCCUCCAAGGCCUUGAGCAAGGUCAAGGACGCCGGUGUCACCAAGGCCUCCCAGUCCCCUGCCACCAAGUCCAAGGACGUUGCCAAGAAGGUCGCUGCCAAGGAGGAGAAGUCCUCCAAGAAGAAGAGCAAGAAGGAGCCUACCCCCAGUAGCUCCGAGUCCGAGUCCGACAGCGACGAGGAGAUGAACUCCUCCAGCUCCGAGUCCGAGGAUGAGAAGCCCGCCCCCAAGAAGGAUACCAAGAAGGCCGACAAGAAGGUCGCCAAGAAGGCUGAGUCUUCUUCCGAGUCGGAGUCUGACUCCGAUGAGGAGAUGAAGGAUGAUGCCUCCUCUAGCUCCUCCAGCGAGUCCGAGGAUGAGAAGCCUGCUCCCAAGAAGACCGAGAAGGCUGUCGCCAAGAAGGCUGAGUCUUCCGACUCUUCCGACUCUGACUCCUCCGACUCCGAGUCUGAGGAUGAGGCUCCCAAGAAGGCUGAGGCCAAGAAGGCCGAGUCUUCCGACUCUGACUCUUCUGACUCCGAGUCCGAGGAUGAGAAGCCCGCCAAGAAGGACUCUAGCGACAGCGAGUCUGGCUCCGACUCCGACUCCUCCGACUCUGAGUCUGAGGAUAGUGAGGAGACUGCCAAGUCCUCCAAGAAGCGCAAGGCCGAUGAGGAGCCCGCUGCCGCUGCCAAGAAGACCAAGACCGAGGCCGCUCCCGAGGGUGCCUCCGCCAACCUCUUCGUCGGCAACCUGUCCUGGAACGUUGAUGAGGACUGGCUCCGCAGUGAGUUCGAGUCCUUCGGUGAGCUCUCUGGCUGCCGUAUCGUGACCGACCGUGAGUCUGGUCGCUCCCGUGGUUUCGGCUACGUUGAGUACACCAACGCUGCCGAUGCCGCCAAGGCCUACGAGGCCAAGAAGGGUUCCGACCUUGACGGCCGUACCAUCAACCUGGACUACGCCACUGGCCGCCAGAACAAGCAGGAGGGUGGUGACCGCGCCCAGGCUCGCGCCGGCAAGUACGGUGACCAGACCAGCCCCGCGUCCGACACUCUCUUCGUCGGCAACCUGCCCUUCAGCGCUUCCGAGGAUGCUCUCCGUGACAUGUUCUCCGAGCAGGGCUCCAUCCUGGGCAUCCGCCUGCCUACUGACCCUGAGUCUGGCCGCCCCAAGGGCUUCGGCUACAUCCAGUUCGCCUCCAUUGACGAGGCUAAGACCGCUCACGGUGCCCUCAACGGUGAGGAGCUCGAGGGCCGUUCCCUCCGUCUGGACUUCAGCACCCCCCGCCCCGCUAACGGUGACCGUGGCGGCUUCGGUGGUCGCGGCGGUGGCCGUGGUGGUGGUUUCGGUGGCCGCGGCGGUGGUGGUCGUGGUGGUGGCCGUGGCCGCGGUGGCUUCGGUGGCCGCGGCGGUGGCAGUGGCUUCGGUGGUGGCCGUGACGGUGGCUUCAACAAGGCCAAGGGCAGCAUCCCUGAGUUCAAGGGCAGCAAGAUCACUUUCUAAGCUUGUUACUGACUGUAUUUUGCUAUUACCACAUGGGUGUUAAUGGGCCAUCGGAGGCCCCGGUAUCUAAAAAAGUUGAGUGUACUCGAUAGUUUAGGAUGAGCAAAGUAAUCUCAUAUUUCCACAUAUUUA